GGCCCGCCCCUUCCUCCGCGCCGCGCCCGCAGCCGCGGUCGGGGAUCCGGGAUCCGGGAACCGGGAGCGCGGCUCCGCCAUGCCGAAACACGAGUUCUUCGUGGACAUGACCUGUGAGGGCUGUUCCAACGCGGUCACCCGUGUCCUGCACAGGCUGGGAGGUGUCAACUUUGAUAUUGACCUGCCCAACAAGAAGGUGUAUAUUGACUCAGAGCACAACGUUGAUACCCUCUUGGAAACCCUCAAGAAGACUGGAAAGAAUGCUUCCUACCUCGGGGAGAAGUCUGCACAGUAGCCUUGCCUGGUGUGAGGAGCUAGGUAUAUACCAGCUGUACCCAGUGUGGAAGAGAGACAGCUGAGCUUUUUCCAGCUCUCCCAGUAAAACAGGCAUCUUCCUGGAAAGCACAAAUUUCAAAAGACCUGCAGGUCCAGCUUGAGCAAACCCCUCAAGUCAGAGAAGCAGCUGGAGCACACACAGGGACCCCUUAGCUAUUCUGCACAGCCUGUGUGACCCCAGCCUUGGCUGUAGUGGAGAUGUAGAACACGGCCUUUGUGCCAUUCCCAUUUGAACCUAGAGUUUGCCAGAGCAUAUUGUGCAUGAAAACAAAUCCCAAACACACUUAACAGCUGGCCAGAGAGAGUGGUGAGCCCCAGCAAUAGCAGGGAGGGUGAUGGGACACAAAGAGCCCUUUGGGUGUGAGAUGCUGUGGGUUGGCUCUUAGCACAAGGACCUCCAUCAGCUGAUUCUCAUGAUAAGGCUGUUAAUCCUCCACCACGCUUAAGGAUGGAAAAACAGCAGCUCCCUGGCACUCUUCUGGAUGUAAAAUGUUGGGUUUCAGAAUACCUCCCAGUACACACAUUCCCUGGCCAACUGUCUACUCCAGUGACAACCUGAUUGUUGCAGCCUGUCAAUUUUCCCAGAAUUCCAGCAUUAUGAAGACAUGUACAAAACUCUGCUGACUGUAAAAUAUAUUGGCAGACAAGGUUCAAUUUCAGUGAAAAGAAUAAAAUGGGAGAGGGCUGCCCACUCACUGCAUGUAUCGUUCUUUAGUGUGCAAAAUUGUUACAUGCCAUCUCCCAAGAAUUUGUUUCUGUCAGUGGAGCUUUCUGAUCCAGUGACAUUUUUUAAUGGUCUAGUUGGAUCUUCACAAAUACCCAGCACAGAUGCACUGAAACCAGUUCAUGCUGAUUUAAUUCCCAGUCAGUAAAUUAAAUCAGGGAUUUAUACCAGCAGGAAUUAAACUGAUACAAGAAAGAGCUGAGCUGAUAGCGAUGUGUGUGCAAUAGAUCUGCAUUGUUUAAUAGGCUGACAACAGAUCUUAAAUCUGCAGUUUGUAUCAUUUGAGUAAGCUCUUGGUGCUUCUUAGAUAUUGUUUAAAGUCAUAGCUGUAAUCAAAUAACCCCACUUAACAGAGGGAGGCUGAUCUGAAUUGAUCAGUGCCUCAAUUAGUUUUCAGUGUAUUUCAGUUUCCUAGUAUUGACUGCAAGGGCUGUUACAGCUUGCAAGGACUUGUGGUCUACGUGUCUGCAGAAAUUAACUAUUACAGCAAAGUCAGUCUCAAAUAAGGGGGAUGUGUCACUUUUCCUGGCCCAGUUUUCCCAUUUCUUUCCUUAUAUGACAUCAAGGCAGCCGGUGAGUCAAUUCAGCUGGCCAGCGUGGCAGAACAUUUCUCUGAAUGCCUUUGUUUUCCUGUUGCAUUUGAACUGAAGCUCUUUGACUUAUCCGAGGAUCUUAAGACCCAAAACAAAGGAGAGCGGGGGGCUGGACUGCCCUUGCAAGAUCACUUCAGCAGUCAGGCUGAAAAUCCACUAAAUUUAAAUUUUGCACACUGCAUAGGGAAUGUUUUUAGGGGCCCAUCUGUAAAAGGAGGGAGGGAAGUUGCAGAUCCUUGGCUCUGAUGGAUAGAUUUCCUUUGGUCCUCUUCCUGCUUGACCGGCAGAGGGCAUCUCUGUAUAACAUUAUCUCCUCUGGGCCUUGCUCUUCUUUCCCCUCCGUUUAUUCAUGUAUUUAUUUAUGUA
Vidua chalybeata is the source of this 2019-nucleotide messenger RNA. RefSeq names its product antioxidant 1 copper chaperone (gene ATOX1). Gene Ontology annotation, molecular function: copper chaperone activity; metal ion binding. Lineage: Eukaryota; Metazoa; Chordata; Aves; Passeriformes; Viduidae. The transcript is spliced from 3 exons. The record is from RefSeq and is a predicted model, not a curated record. Bases 80 to 295 code for a protein of 71 amino acids. Gene Ontology annotation, biological process: copper ion transport. Gene Ontology annotation, cellular component: cytosol.